AUGCUUUUCACUCUUAACUAUUUUGUUCUUGCAGAACGCUCAACCAUGUCCGAAGAGGAGGAAGUGUACUCUGAGGAGGAGGAGGAGAUCGAGGAGGAAGAAACUGCUGAAGCUGAAGAAGGUGGUGCCGCCGAGGAAGAGCACUUACUUGUUUAUAAACGUUUCCUCAGACCUAAAAGCCGUCCUCAACAACAAGAAGAGAAAGCUCCUGCUGAAAUGACGGAAGCAGAAGCCGCCAUGCUUGCCGCCAAGAAACGUCACGAGGAGGAGGAAGCGAUGAAAAUGCUCGACUACGAGCAGCGUCGUCAGGCUGAAAAGCAGAGAAUAGAAGAAGAGCUCCGCGAAUUGAAAGAGAAGCAGGAAAAGAGACGCCUAGAGCGUGAAGAAGACGAAAGACAAUUUGCCGAACGCCGUCGUCAAGAUGAGGAACGCAGAAGAAAGGAAGAGGAAGAAAGAAAGGCUCGAGCCGACGCGGAGAAGAGCCGCAAGAACGAGGAACGAUUGCGUCGUCAGCAGAUGAUGGCUGGCUCGUUCGCUGCGGCUGGACAGGGUCAGUCUACUGGUGGCAGAAACUUCACCAUCACAAAAAGCGACCAAGCCGCUCAAUUUGGAAAUCUUGCUCAGGGUAAGAGCAAGGAUGUGCUUAACAAAGAGCAACAGGAGGAAGCAAAGCGCGCGUUCUUGGCUGCUGUGUGCCGUUCAGUCGAUAUUUCAAACCUCCUUCCAGCUGAUCUGAGAGAAAGAAUCAAGGGCCUUCACGCCCGUAUCUGCAAGCUGGAGGCUGAAAAGUACGAUCUCGAGAAGCGCCAUGAGAGACAGGAGUAUGAUCAUCCACCAAAGGUCACAACUGCAUCCAAGUUCGACCGCCAGACGGAUCGAAGAUCUUAUGGCGAUCGCCGAUACAUGUUUGAACACCCGGUUGUUCCUAAGCCUCCCACGAUUGCUCACGGAACAGCGCGUCCUCCCUGCGAUUGGGGUCGCAAAGAAAAUGAGGAGCUUGAACAACUUCGCAAAAAUCUUGAGCCGCCAAAGUAUGUGGAACAAGUCCGUGCUGAAGGUGAUGCUGCAAAGCCACCCGUCGCUCCAAUUCCACUGCAACUACCGGAGAAAGAUUUUGAGGACGAGCCAGCCGAGCCAACGGAGCCAACGGAAGCAGCGGAGGUUGGCAUCGUAGAAAUGCAGCUUCAGGCAGUUUGUUGA
Molecule: messenger RNA, 1200 nt
Organism: Strongylus vulgaris
Lineage: Eukaryota; Metazoa; Nematoda; Chromadorea; Rhabditida; Strongylidae
Source: the annotation of a GenBank genome assembly